Molecule: messenger RNA, 3159 nt
Organism: Cladocopium goreaui
Lineage: Eukaryota; Dinophyceae; Suessiales; Symbiodiniaceae
Source: the annotation of a GenBank genome assembly
AUGCCGUGGGUGGACUCCCAAAUCGCUCCAAAGAACGACCAAUAUGAUCUGACAUGCUCGCGCCUGGUCAUUGCGAAGGAGCAGCUUGCCAAGUUGGAGGCGCCUGGUCAUGGGAACCGAGGUGACCUGUUGGACCUGAUGAGCGAAGGAGACAUCUACUUCCUAGACUAUGGUGAGCAGGGUCCCAUCUAUCACGCGAUCUAUGGUUUUCGGCCUCUGACUGCCAUCAGGUACCAAGAGCUGAUGACUGAGGCUCGAGAGUACGAUGACUGUGGCUACAUGCGUGGGGAUGUGGUGGUAGACAUUGGGGAGACCAUGCCUCAAGGAUCUUUGACUUUGGGCACCAACAAGGCUUUGAUUCAAAAAGACUCUGGAGUUAUUUGUGCCAAGUUGAUAGCUCGUUCCAAGAUUCACACUAUGGAGGUCCAAGAUCUGCGUGUUCUCCCUCUUACCCUAGAUGAACAGAAAUCAAGAAAGAUUGACUUCUCCAAAGCAGUAGGAAAGAUGAAGCAGGUCGACAUGCCUGGAGGAGGUCUUCAGCUGGAUGGCCCCCCCUCAUCCUUAUCAGUGCUGCGAGGAAUGGUGUCCCGAGGACUGACACCAGUGACAGAUCACGAGCACUGGGUGAGGACUCACGAUGCCUUGAAGGGGGAUAGAUCUAUCUAUGAGAUGGAGGUCAUCACAAGGGCUAUAGAGGCUUUUUGCAUGGUUGACCAAGUCAAUGUUCCAAACCUCAAAGGAUGUGAGCUCCUGCUGCGGCGAUGGCAGUUGAUCCGCGAGGCUCACCGGCUGAGCCCUGGGUCUCCAGAUUACUCCAGCGCCAUCUUUAUGGGGUGGGAAUACAGAAGAGGAGAAGGGGUCAAUCCAGCCUUGGCAAAGUUCGUUGCUGGGGAGCUCAGGGAUCAGGCGGCCGAGGACAACCGGCCGCGUCGGACAAGUAGAAUCUUGGCCGUGUCCAGUGCCUUGCACCGAGCACUGGAGGAUUUUGAGGAGAAAUGGCGAGAUCUUCUACCCCUGCCAUUGUUGCAACCAGAUGCAUGGGAGGAAGACUUCAAGUUUCCUGAUAGGGGGUCCCUUUCGACUGGAGCCUAUCGUCGUCAGACCCGACGGAGGGAGAACGCCGUGAGUGAGCUUCUGCAUACCAAGGGAUUCUCUAACUACGUGGAGGAGAAUUCCCCUGGGACGACCGUUAGGCCAUACCAACGUGAUCUCGUCUCGUUGCCCGAGCCGGGGGCCUCCACAAUGGACGCCCUGGACUUGAUUGAUGAGUUCGGGAAGGGAAUUCUUCAGGCCUAUGACACAGCGAUGCUUCGGGACUUCAAAAAUGAACUUUCCGAAGAGCAUUUAGGCCCCAGGGAUGAGAUGUACAUUGCACAGACGGAUAUCAGGGACUAUUUCUACGCUAUUGGACUGCCUGUCGACAGCUCUCGCGUGCUGGUCGAUGGCCGGCCUGCCCCUGCGCUUUCGGACGGCCCAGUGUUGGUUCCGUAUGCAGACAACCUGAAUAUCAUUGGCACCAAUGUGAGUGAAGUCCAGAAAUUGAAGAACAAGAUUGUCAAUCACCUUCAGACGUUGGGGUUUCGUAUUCAUGAAGAACAAGAUGCUUUGAACUAUGCUGAAUCUUUGGGUUUUUUCUUGGAUGGCAAACUAGGAAGAGUAUAUCCUCGUCCCAACAAACUCAAGAAGGUUCAAGUUGUUUUGGAUUGGCUGGCUACAUCUCCUAGGGUUUCGGGUAGAAUGAUCGAAAGAGCUAUAGGGCAUUGCAUUCACUUUAGCAUGCUUCGUCGAGAACUACUCAGUGUCUUUCGAGCUGUGUAUGAUUUUAAAGUCGUCCACUAUGAAGAGAGAGUCAAACUUUGGAGCACAGCAGCUACAGAAUUUGCAAUGAUGUCAGCUCUACUCGACAUUUGCUAUGCGGACCUGCGCAGACCCUGGUCGCAGGAAAUCACAGCGUCAGAUGCGAGUCUCUCCGGCACCGGAGUCUGCGGCACUUGCUGGAGCCACGACGAUGUGGCGCAGGCAGAGAACAAGAAACGCCCUCACGUGAGAAACACCGUGGUUGCCAUUUUGAAGGCAACCACCAAGCCGUAUGCCGGCCUCAAAAAGCCUCCAAAGCCUGCAGACAUCAGGAAAAGAAUUUCAGAUCCAACAGAGCAAGGUCGCAGAACCAAGCGGCAAAAACUGAUGUUGGAGCACGAUGCAAGACCCCGGGUGCCCACACAGACCUUUUUGGAGCAAGCAGCUGUCUCGUGCCGAACUGCGGCCGAUUACAAGUUUCGGAUGGGAAUCUUUCAAACUUUCUGUCGCCUACACAAGCUGUCCGUGCUGAAUCUGGUUCGGUUGGACAAUGCCCUUACCAUUUUCCUGCAGCAAUGCUUCAACGACGGGAUGGACUUGAACGAGGCAACCAAAUUCUUGGCAGCAGUCCUCGAUUCUCGGCCAGAGGCAGCUCCCAGACAUUGCCUGCCAAGGACAAGAAGGUCUCUACAAGGGUGGAAAAACUUGGAUCCAGGCCGGAGUCGGCCACCCAUGCCUUGGCCGGUGAUUGCCAGAAUGGUCCAAGACAUGCUGAAGAACAAUUUGGUGGUCCCAGCUAUGAUGGUCCUCACCAUGUUUGUCACCUACUGCCGACCGAUCGAAGUGAUGAAGCUUCACACCACCGAUCUGGUGUCGACCAAACAGUUAGGCAACAUGUGGUCUCUCAAUCUGAACACCUCAGAAGAGAUGGAGACAUCAAAGAUGGGAAAGCAGGACGAAACUAUGCUUCUGGACAGUCAGGAACUUCCUUGGCUGGGUCAUCAGCUUCAGCUCUACCUCAGAAAGAAGGUCAGAAGUGGAGCAAAAAUGUUCCCCAUAGAAUACUUCACCUUCCUGAAAAGCUGGAAGUCAACGCUGCGGAACAUAGGACUGCCCGAGGAUUGGGCUGUUCCCUACCAGUUAAGGCACUCCGGGGCUUUAUGGGAUCGGUUCAAAAAGUUCAGAACUCAGUUGGAGGUGAAAAUGAGAGGCAGAUGGGCUGCAGACAGCUCCAUGGCAAGAUACGAAAAGCAUGCAAUGCUAUCUCACCGGUUCGAGCAGCUCCCGGUGGGCCUGAGAAACGAAUGCCUGUGGGCUGUCAAGAACAUCAAGAAUCUGGUCCAAAAAAGUUUGGGGCGAUGA